GACCGUUAAGCGCAACAGUUGCGAGCCAAUUGAAGUAGCGCCUAAAAACACCAAUUAUUUUUAAGUGUUAAAAAAAGUAUUUGAAAGUUUUAAAGUUUAAAUUCGAAAUUUGUUUACAGUUGUGUAGUGUGGCUUUGAAAUUAAAAAAAAAUUAUUAGCUUUCGCAGCAGAAGCCAGUGGCUGCCAAAUGUUUAUUGUUGUUCAUUGUUAAGUAGCCAGUGCUGUGCAUUUAAAGUUAUGGCCGUUAGGCGCUAAGUCAGAGUGCUUAAUAAAUGUGUUAAUUAAAAUUAAAAAAAUAAAAAUCUGCAAAUUAAUUAGUGAGACAUCAUUUUCGAAAGCUUCGCAUAACUAAAGAGUCCCGUAAUUAAAGUAAUCCAAGCAGCCCAUCUCAAUUAGAAAAUGCAUUGAAAUCACUAUCUUUGCACCAAUGACUAAAUGAAAUUGAUUAAUUUCGCAGUGGAAAAAUACGGUUCCGCUAUAAAUUUUUAGUGAGUGCAGUGGAAGAUGUUGAUAUUUGUGUUGCGCUACUUCUUCGUUUAUUGGAUAUUGCUGGGUGGCAGUGCCAGCGAAGAAUCGCUUUUACGUGAGUUAAAUUUGGAAUUGAAAGACUUCCCCACAACUUCGUGUAGAUUGCAUUGCAUGCAUCGCUUACGAAAAACGAAAUACGAAGGCGACUUGACGGAGCGACAUAACAAUUGGGCGGAUCAAUCGUGCACCGACCACUGUACAAGGGAAAAUGCUACAACUUCCGCGCAAUCGGAUAAGUAUCAGUUUACACAUACUCGCUAUCGCAUGAUAUUAGUCUGUCGCGACGACACUAGCUUGACAUUUCGCAUUGUACACGUACGCAGUGUUGGAAAUGAAGACACAGCUAAGAUUGUAGAAGGUGAAAGUGAAGAAGGUGCAAGUGUUGUAACACAAAGGGCUGCAACGGAAAAGAAAUAUAGGAGCAUUAUAUUAAAUAGCGAGGAUGAAGAUCCCACCAUGUUUACUUUGCCGAUGAGCAUGGGUAAUGCCACGGCGCCGCAAAUGCAGACAACAAUGGCAAAUCCCAACAUUGACACCGGACAAGUGAGUGAGCCCGCAGAAGCGAUUUAUAUGAUUAAAGUACAAAGUGGCACAAACGCGACUAUUUAUAUGUUCAAUGAGAACUUUUUCACAAUAGAUUAUCUCCAAAAUUCCACCACCUAUACAAUUUCCGCUUUGGCGGUGAAUGCUAAACAUCAAUAUGCCGUCGUGGCUAGAGCGCAGGAAUAUUCGACUUUACAGCAAGACUAUACGCCGGGCUUUGUCGGUGAUAUGCAAUUGGAACGCUUUUUGCCCGACUAUUCAAAUGAAAGGCAACUUUUGGCGGAAAUCACUUGGCAGCCAGCUGAAGACAGAACAUGUUACUACCUUAUACUCUACUUCGAUGAAUCCGGGUCUGAUAUGACAUCUAUGGAAAUACGUAAUCCUCGACAAUUGUACAUACAUACUUUGGAGAAUUUAACCUUUUCGGCUGUGUACAAGGUUGGUAUAAUCGCCCAGAAUGCGCACAAUGCCGCCAAGGAAAGUGAAAUGAAGUGGUUAAUGAUACAGACGCCGUCGUGUGCGAAGUGGUACAACUACAAUUUCAACAUUUGCCCACCAUUUGCACCCAAAGGAUUAAAAGUUAAGCGUAAAUAUGUUAGGGGAAAUGUUUACUCGCUAUAUAUUAGUUGGAAAAAGGCUGAGCAUGCGAUAAGCUACUAUGUAAUAAUGGUUGUGGAUCGUAUAGGUGUUGGACGUGAUUAUAAAUUUAAUGUUAGUAAGGACAGCACAGCAUUUACAAUAGAAGAAAUCGAACUGAAUGGUACACUCUACGAUGUGCAUUUGAUUGCCUGCACGCCGGGUGGCAACAGUUCCACGCUUCUGCAAGAGGUCAACAGCCAAACUGUGCUUUUGCCGGAUAAGAGCACAAAUAUUGCCUUAUUAGUCAUCGGCGGGCCAGUCGGACUCAUCAGCAUUAUCAUCAUGUGGAUCGUCCUCCAUUAUCGGUGCGCAAAAUAUAGAAGACAUCAGAAGCGUUGCGAAUAUUUUCAGGACCUUGAAAAUAAAGCGCCUAUCGAUCCAAAGGGGACAUUUGACUUUCCAGCGAAAACUUUGCUCACCUCACCGGAGGACCUGACACAGUUUCAGUUGGAUCUUGAGGAGAAAAUAUUUUUCAACGAUGCCAUGGAAAUCGACCGCAGCGAUAUUACGUUGCACGAAAUUCUGGGCGAAGGCGCAUUUGGCUUGGUGCGGCGUGGCAUAUACAACGAUGGCAAGUCGGGAGUGCGCGAAGUGGCUGUCAAAAUGUUGAAAGAUCGUCCUUCGGCCGAUGAUGUGCGCGCUUUUCGGCGUGAAAUCGAAGUAAUGAAAUCGGUGGAGCGGCAUCCGAACAUUGUUGGCAUCAUCGGGCAUUGCACAAAGCGUUACAAUGAAAUGCUCUUGCUGACGGAAUACUGCAGUUUCGGCAAUUUGCUGGAUUUUUUAAGAGAUGAAUGGAAAUAUUUGUACGACAUGAAUGUAAAAUGCAGCAGUGCCUCAAUAAAUCGGAUGUGCAGCCGAUUGGGUCGAAACGGCGUCAAAAAACACCAGAGGCGUGGGCGCCGCAGCGUUUCGCAAACGCAAAGACGCAAUCGUAGCGAUAGCAACAGCAACAGCCAACGCACCUCCAUUGACCGUAGCUACACCAGCAGAAGCGGCGGUUGUGGCACCGAGGAGGGUGGUGGUGGUGGCGGUGUUGCUAAGGUUUUCAGCAUUGACAGCAACAUCAUUGAGCGACUCAAGUUCAAAUAUAAAAAUCUAAACGCGCUACACCAGCGAAAUAGUCUUACAACAGCAACAACAACAACCCUCUAUCGGCCCACAUAUGAUAUAUCCGCGGCGACUACGGUAACAUCGAUCGCCACCAUAAAUGACAGCACGCCGCCGCCGCCACCCACGCCGCUGAUGUCGCCACACUCCAUUGCCGCAGACAACAAAUCGUACGGAUACGAGGAAAUCUGUUGCAACUCAUGCAAGAGUAACAAGUGUGCAAUAAAAAACACGAAAGUGCUUAACGGUACCACUGUGAGUAGUGAGGCGGCAAUGCAACAGUUUGACAACGAGCACACAGAGCAGCAGCAAAAAGAGGGUCACUACACGCAUGCGAGAAAUUGUGAAUGCCAGCAAAAUUUAUUGAAUGAGGGUCACGCAAAAGCGCAACAACAACAACAACAAGCCGCUAACGACAGUGCGCGGAAAUCGGCCGGUGCGGUGGAAAAUAAAUCAUAUUUUCGGUUUCUACCUGAAAUCGUGAGUGAGGCGGCAUUGCGCCAACGUCAGUGGCAAAGGCGUCAAGCACGUGCUGCGGCACGCAACAGGGCGCUGGCUUUGUCGCCUACCGAAAACAGCACAACUACUACAGUCACCAGCGCUGCAACUACCACCGACAAUUUCGACCAUGAUGGCUUGAGCGGAACUGUACGCCGUCAGCCUUUAAGCACCGCCGAUCUCCUGGAUAUUGCGCGACAGGUUGCGGUUGGCAUGGAAUUUUUAGCAAAGAAUAAAGUGGUUCACCGUGACUUGGCUGCACGGAACGUGCUCGUCGCACCAGAUCGCACCAUUAAAAUUGCUGACUUUGGCCUGAGCCGUGACAUUUACCAGGAGAACGUUUAUAAGAAAACCGGAAAUGGGAAAUUGCCCAUCAAAUGGCUGGCCUUGGAAUCAAUGACUCACCAGGUGUACACGACGCAGAGCGAUGUUUGGUCGUAUGGCAUACUGCUUUAUGAGAUUGUGACACUCGGCGGCACACCGUACCCCUCAAUACCGACGCAUCGGCUAUUGCAUCUGCUGAAAACCGGCUACCGCAUGGAGAAGCCAAGGAAUUGCGGACCUGAAUUCUACAACCUCAUGUACGCCUGUUGGAAUGUAAAUCCUGGUGAGCGCCCUACUUUCAGUGAAAUUAUUAAAAUUCUUGAAGAUUUCAUGGUUGAUGAGCCGGAACGACAAAUCGAGACUGUAUUGGGUGUGCCGAACUUGGAGUGCAUUGAACAGUACAGCCCUAAAGACAGUCAAUACCAACAACAACAGCAGCAACAGCAAAAGCAACAAGUUCAAGAGCAACCUCAAGAUAAUGAUGAAAUGUUGGAUACGUCGAAUAUGGACGACUCCUAUUUAAAGCCAUUGUAGUCGUACUAAAUCGGCUUGAGUGAAGUCUUGGAAAUUGGGAGUACAAAAGUUAUACAAAGCAUUUACAUACAUACAUGCAUUAUAUAUACGUACUUAUAUACAUUGUUAAGUAUUUGUGGCCGAUCAAGAAUAAAAGACACAUUUCUAACAUUCUUGGAACCGACAUGCAUAUGGUACGACACAUGUAUGUGAGUAUGCCUGUACCUAUGCGUGGAGGACUAAAACUUAGCAUUAAUAAGGAAUUGAAGUGCACUUUAGUUAUGUAUACUAUAUAUCUAGAAAUGAGAGAAGCCAAAGGUUCUUCAGCAAUAAAUGAUUGUACACUCGUACGCCCACACAUACAAGUAUGUCCUGUACACAAAUGAGCCACAGUUAAAUUACUUCAAAUUUAGUACAACUAUUCGGCAAAUUUUAUUUAGAUUAGAAAAAAAUUUGAAAUUAAAUCUCAAAGCAAAACACACAACAUGUUAUUUGACAUACGAUCUGUGCAUUACAACUCUCAGCAGCUGUCAUUAGCGAGAGACCAAUGAAAAGUUCUGCGAUUUGAAUUAAGCAAAAGUUUACAUUUUUUUGUUUUAUUUCUAAAAAGUAUCAUACCGUCAUCAAAAAGUUCUUACAAGUUCAAACCAAUUUUGUUCAUUAAAAAUUUCUCAACGACUUCUAAACUUCUUAUUUUUUUGUUGAAAUCGAUGCUUGGUUUUUGACCAUAUCGAAGAAAAUAAAUAAUAACAAGUCUGGAACUUCCAACGUUGUUGAGUUUUUAAAAUGUCAUCAUCGCCAAAGCACUCAUCGCUUCGUCAGAUGUUAGGAUUGGAUUCAGUUUAGAUUCGGUUAGUGGAUAUUCGAUGAACUAGAGCCCAAAAAAUAUUAAUCGGAUUACUCUAAAUGGGUAGGGAAUGAAUAAAGUCUUCUUUAUAAAGGGUUUUUUUCGAUACAUAUGUAUGUGGUCUUCAAGAAGUAAUAAAACGCAUAUAAUUGAAGGUUAUAGCCAAUAAUUUAGCUUUAUUAUAAAUAUAAGGGUUUCCGAUGAUAUUUUAAAAAUGAUUUCGGGCAAGUGACCGCCGUGACUGUUUCGAAUAAAUUCCAGCCAAGAGACCAAAUUUUCGACCACUUUUUGCAGCAAUUGAGGCCGCCGAAAAUAACGCGCCGAUUAUUCUCUUCCACAGCGUUAAUCAUCGCGGACUUAUCUGCGAAGAUAAGCGACUUCAUAUGACCCCACAAAAAAUAGUUCAGCGAUGCUAAAUCGCACAAUCUUGAUCACAUGCCGAAAUAAUGCGCUCUCUAAUAGUUUACUUUAAACGACUAAUGUAUGGAGGAAGACUCAACUUUGAAUCCCAACGAAAAUGUCCUAAACCGAAAACUAAAUUAUUGUUUUUGAACCGGAAUGGAUUUGGUAAAUAGGAUUCAAUACAACAGAGCCAUAUUCCAAUAUAGGUCUAGUUAUAACAAGUGUUUCAGUACCACACGGAGCUUUGAUUUUCUUAGACCAACGCUUAACAAAAUUGAAAAUAUGGUACAUUUUGCUUUCGAGACUAUGGUAUCAAUAUGAAGACUAAAAUUAAGCUUAGGGACCGUUUCUAUCACACCACGCAAGUUUAAGUCUGUUUGAAAUAGAAACCUUUCAUCAAUUGAAGGAUAUGAUUUAAAAAGCUUUAUGUGUCGGCAUAAAAUAAAAUAUUUGAGAAUUCUAUGACAGAAGAGAUGUCGUUAAUAAAUAACAGAACCUUGUGGAACACAAGAAGAAAAAUUAAUUGAAUCUGAAAGAGUAUCCUCAAAUAUCACUCGUUGUAUUCCAUUUUAAAGACAAGAAGAUACCCAUUAAAGAAAUCUUGGUUGAAAGCCCAGAAUAUCAAGUUCAUGGACGAGAGUCGAGAGAUUAACUUUAUCGAAAGCUUUGCUAAAGUCAGAGUAUAUAACAUGCGUAUGCUUGUGUUUAAAAUAGUCGACAAGUGAACCAGUUCUUUUGAAAUGUUUAAAAAUAGUUAUUUCCAAAGCAGGAUGAUAGGAGUCUUCAGGUAGAACAAGAGUUUUACUCUGGAUAACGAAACACUUUGAAGGGGUAUCAAUCGUAUACUAAAUCUAAGCAUUCACAAAAUCUAUUCCGAAUGAAAUUAAUUUAGUUCAGACCCUACUAGGACAUUUUUUCGAAAAAUUCGUGAA
Molecule: messenger RNA, 6333 nt
Organism: Bactrocera dorsalis (oriental fruit fly)
Lineage: Eukaryota; Metazoa; Arthropoda; Insecta; Diptera; Tephritidae
Gene: tor
Product: tyrosine-protein kinase receptor torso
Exons: 17
Coding region: 505-4173 (1222 amino acids)
Biological process (GO): positive regulation of kinase activity; multicellular organism development; protein phosphorylation
Cellular component (GO): signaling receptor complex
Molecular function (GO): transmembrane receptor protein tyrosine kinase activity; protein binding; ATP binding
Source: RefSeq, a predicted model, not a curated record